AACACAUCGAAAGUGUUUCGAAAAAAAAAGGAAAAAAACUUUUCAUGGUAAUUCAGUAGGCACAUCAUAUACCAUGUGACGUUUUUGUUAGUUUCCUUUUUUGCCUGGACAUUGUGUGAAAUAGUUGUUAUCACAAAACAAAAAGAUACAAUAUAUAGUGGUCACGUUCUGUUUACGUUAUAUAUGCCGAUGUGGUCAUUGUGCGCUCAGUUUUGCUCAAGAGUGCAGUUGUGCAAAUCUAUAAACUUUAUAGAAUGGAAUAAAACCUGCCAGAUAAAUGAUGCUGAACCCGGGGAAAGUAAAUUCGGACUCAUUGAAAGUACCGGAAAUAGCUUUGUUGCUGCCUCGACCUUUCCACAGAAACUAGCUGGUCAAUGCGAAAGAAAUGAUUGUACGUGCAAUGAGACCUGUAUGCCACGGGGACGUGAAUACUAUUGUGCUCCAUUACCUAUAACGUUAUCUAAAUGUAGCACACAUCUUCGCAUACGGGACUGCAGUGACCUUCCACAACGGAGUGAAUCAGGGGUAUAUACAAUAUAUCCAUCCGACGAGAAGAUUGAUGUUUACUGUGACAUGCAUACAGCAGGAUUUGGUUGGACUGUUUUCCAAAGCAGAAUAAAUGGAAGUGUAGAUUUUUACAGAGGAUGGUGCGAUUAUGAGAUUGGAUUUGGAAAUUUGAAAUCCGAGUUUUGGUUGGGAAAUCAUUUCAUAAACGUUCUAACCUCUUCUGGAAACUACAAGCUUUACAUACACCUUGAAGAUUUUGAAGGGAAUUCGAGAUAUGCAAAGUAUUCCGAAUUCAGUGUCGGAGAUACCACAACAAAGUAUACUUUGAAUCAAAAAGGAUAUAGCGGUAAUGCAGGAAAUAGCCUUGCAUACCACAACGGCAUGAUGUUUUCUACCAAAGACCAGGAUAACGACGUACGUUCAUUCAACUGCGCAGAAUCCUGUCAAGGAGCAUGGUGGUACAAGUCCUGUCAUCAUACUAAUUUGAAUGGGGAAUAUUUAGGAGGACCACACGAGUAUUUUCAUAAAGGGAUGAAAUGGAAAGCAUGGAAAGGGGAUUACUACUCAUUAAAAUCUACUAAAAUGAUGAUCAAACGACAUUAA
Molecule: messenger RNA, 1110 nt
Organism: Mytilus trossulus (common blue mussel)
Lineage: Eukaryota; Metazoa; Mollusca; Bivalvia; Mytilida; Mytilidae
Product: microfibril-associated glycoprotein 4-like
Exons: 6
Coding region: 184-1110 (308 amino acids)
Source: RefSeq, a predicted model, not a curated record